This is a messenger RNA of Trametes versicolor FP-101664 SS1, 1190 nucleotides long. RefSeq lists its product as uncharacterized. The transcript has 4 exons. NCBI's taxonomy places the organism in Eukaryota, Fungi, Basidiomycota, Agaricomycetes, Polyporales, Polyporaceae. The record is from RefSeq and is a predicted model, not a curated record. The coding region runs from base 15 to 1190 and encodes 391 amino acids.
ACGAAACGAACGUCAUGCCUUCCUACUUCCGCAGCCUCUUCGGUGGUGGCUCGUCCUCCAAGACGCAGACCCGUCCCGCUCCUGCUCCUUCCCCGAUCUAUGCCACGCCCGGCGCGGCUGGCUCGCGCGCAGGUCUGUCGACACCGCAGAUGCAGCGCAGCUACAGCCACACCCAAGCACGUUCAACGACCCCUUCUCCCCUGCGGUACGCUACGACCACUGCGGACACACGGACCGUCUAUGGCUACGGCAGAAGGCCAGCAGCCACUCAGCCGACGCCUGAGCCCCGUGCGCAUGCCGCACGCCGUGCAAGCUACAAGACGCCAGAGACCCCACGGCCGGCCUUGUACACGCCCUCGCUCUCGUACGCGACGCCGCCGAGCUCCCGUUCGAACUCGAGCUCAUCCCUGUACCCUGGCACCCCCGGCAUCCCUCGGACGUCGAGCUCCGACGCAGGCCACUAUGGCCAUACUCGUCCGCCUCUGCGCCAGAACCACACUUGGCAGUCCGGCGGCACCGUGGGCAGCAGCUCCUCAUACGGCUCGCGCGGCCGCUCGUCCUCGCAGACGUCGCUGCACCAGCAGACGCGGAGCACGACGCUGCACAUGCACCCGCUGCUCGCGUACACGCGCCUGCACCGCGCCCCCAUCAUGUACGACGUGAUCUUCACGCCGUCCGCGCGCACCGUCGUCGACCGCUCGACGCGCUCCGCGAUCCACUCCAGCAUCCUCAACCAGCCCGCGACGGACCCGCCGAUCCCCGCCGGGGGCCGCCUCGUCCUGCACUCGCACAAGUUCCCGUGGGCGAUCGUCGCGACCGCCUCGGGGCACAGCUCGCCGUCGAGCGCGGACCCCGCGCAGCGCCGGCCGCGCUUCACCGUCGGCCCGCCCCCCGACGCGGGGAGCACUGGGGGGAGCACGAUCACGAACCUGGACGUGCUCUACGCGGUGCACACGACGCUCAUGGUGCCCAUCACGCCCGAGGAGUGGGAGGCGCUCGGGCACGGGAGCAAGGCGCAGCAGAAGGUGACGCAGGCGUACGAGCGCCGCUGCACGCGCAUGGGCGGCGGCUGGGAGGGCGGCGUGCGCCGCAUCGACUGGCUCGGCGAGAAGACGAUCAUGGCCGGCGUCGAGGUCGACAAGGCUGCGGGCCACGGCGGCGCGGGCAAGCUCGUCUUCGCCCGGCCGUGA